GGACGGAGGUGCUUCAGUAUUCGAAUGAUAUGAACAUCCCCAUUGGGUUACGAGACAUGGAUGCUGCCGAAGAAAGUACAUUUCGAAAUGCUCAAUACUCGGAUAUUGACGAUCUGUUCGACUAUGAUGCUGGCCUAGAAGAAGUUCCUCGAGAGGCCCCAAAUGCGUCAUAUGCAGAAGGCACUAAGCCAUCUACUAGAGACGAUACAUCUGGUUUGGGGCUGGGCUUAGAUGAAGAAGUCAAGGUGGCCAGAAAGCGAAAGCCUACUGCAAAGUUAGAUGAAAGCCGGUUACUUUCACAGUCCGGAAUUCCGAAGCUUCGCCGCACAGCAAAAUCAAAGUUGAAGCUCAAGGGUAAAGGACACGAGUUUUCAGAUGCCGCACGGCUGCUGAACUUCUAUCAACUUUGGCUUGAUGAUUUAUUCCCCCGUGCUAAGUUCUCCGAUGGCCUCGCCAUCAUUGAGAAGCUUGGCCAUUCUAAGCGUUUACAGACCAUGCGGAGAGAAUGGAUAGAUGAGGAAAAACCGAAACCGCAUACCUCUGAGCUGGAGGAAGCGCGGCAUGGCGAAAAUACUUUUGGUGGUAGCCGGGCAAUAUCAUUCGGCGAGAGACUCUACACUCAUGACCCGGCCGUCAUCGGUAUGGACAGCUCUCAAUUGAAUGCGGUUGACGGUAAGUCCUGGAGCUUUAACUCGCAAUUCCCUUCGGGUGGUAACCCGCCGCAACAAGAUAAAGGGGUAGGCGACCUUGCAGACCCGGAGUUCCUGCUGUCAGAUAACGAAAGGAAUGCACGAAAUUCCGAGGCCCAACACAUUCCCGAACACGACGAAUUAGAAGUGCUGCUAAAUGAACAAGAGAGUGGGGGUUUCGAGCCAAAUGGAGUUGUCUUGAGGCCACAAGAACAUGAUGGAUUUAAUGAUGAACUGGAAGCUAUGGAAGAAUUCGGUAUCCUUGACACUGGGUAUGAAAUUACUUGAGGGAAUACAACCAUAGUCGCACGGUAUUAUGCAACUUGAAUUUCAAACACUAGCUUUUUUUC
This is a messenger RNA of Monascus purpureus, 1039 nucleotides long. Lineage: Eukaryota; Fungi; Ascomycota; Eurotiomycetes; Eurotiales; Aspergillaceae. The record is from the annotation of a GenBank genome assembly.